CGGCUUUCCGGUUGGCUCGGUGGUCUUCGUCGACGGGCAGCGGGUUGGCGAGACCGACCGGUGGCCCGGCGGCGGUCGACCCACCGGUCCGCGCAAUUUGGUGCUGCAGCCAGGAAUCCACGAGGUUCUCAUCGAAGUACCGGGCCGGCAGCCGUUGCUACGCGUCGAGCGCCUUGCCAACGGCCUCGAGGUCGGGGUGCUGCGCAACUCCCAGGCCCCGGUGGUAACCACUGCCUUGUGGUACCGCACCGGCACCCGCGAUGAUGCUGCAGGCCUGGGCGGUUCGGCGCAUUUUCUCGAGCACAUGAUGUUCAAGGGCUCGCCGUCCUAUGGCCCGGGCGAGAUCGAUCGGCUAACCCAGUCCCUGGGUGGCUCGAACAACGCCCUGACCAGCCAUGACGGGACGCUCUACUACUUUUCCUUCGCCCCCGACCGCUGGCAGCAGGGGCUAGCGAUCGAGGCCGAUCGGAUGGCGGCACUGAGCCUCGACGCCGAGCAGGUAGCCAGCGAGCGCCAAGUGAUUCACGAAGAGAUCACGAUGUACGAGGGCGAGCCUUGGGAUGCCCUUGAGCAGCAGGUCACCGCGGCCUUCUACGGCGACCAUGCCUACGGUCGGCCGGUGCUCGGCAGCCGCGCCGAGCUCGAUGCGAUCGAUGGCGCGGCGCUGAGCGAGUUUCAUCGCCGCUACUACCGCCCUGACAACGCCAUGCUGACCAUCGCUGGCGAUGUCGACAGCUCGGCUCACCAGCAGGCGGCACACCUAUUCGAGGCGAUCGCCGGCGAAGCGGCCGAUCCUGUGCCGCUGGUGCCGCGUCGUCGACUUGGCCGGCUAGUUCGGCUCGAGCGCCGCCACGGCGAAAUUGCCAGGAUGAUGCUGGCCCUACCGGCGCCGCCGGUUAGCGAUCCCCGGCACCCUUAUCUGAAGCUGCUGCUAACGGUGCUGGCCAACGGUCGCUCGAGCCGCUUGCAUCGGGCGUUGGUAGACCAGGGUCAGCUCUGUGUCUGGGCGAGCUCGGAUGUCGGCGACGCGCUCGAUCCGGGUUGUUCGGUGACUGCUGCCGAGGUCUUGCCCGGCGUCGAGCCACGGCAGGUCGAGGAUGCGGUGCUGGCCGAGCUCGACAAGCUACAUCGCGAGCCGCCCACCGCCGACGAGCUGGCGCGGGCCAAGAAAAUCCUCAUCGCCGACUGGAUCUUCGGUCACGAGAAAGUUCACGAGCAGGCCGUCGGCUUGGGGUUCGCUCGCGCCUUUCUGGGCGCUGGCCAUCCGUGGUCGUACCUCGAGCGACUGCUGGCGGCGACCCACGACGAUCUGCUGCCGGUGGCGGACCGCUUUUUGGACCUCGAGCACGACGGCGUACUGGGCUGGUCGCUAGCCGAAGGCUGA
Molecule: messenger RNA, 1384 nt
Organism: Nerophis lumbriciformis (worm pipefish)
Lineage: Eukaryota; Metazoa; Chordata; Actinopteri; Syngnathiformes; Syngnathidae
Source: RefSeq, a predicted model, not a curated record